AUGAGAUCACGAGGUCUAUCAGCUGCCUCUGCAGCUGUACUCUGCUUCGUCGACUUGGCAGGAACCAGCGCAAUCCCAUCUACGACUCCGGUGCCGAUUCUUAUUACUGCGAAUGGCCAAGCAAUCGUGAACAACAUCGCAGUCCUCGUCGGCAAUACAAACACCAGUCUCACUCCAAUUACAUCCAGCACCGAGGGCGUCGAGUUAUCAUGGCAACCAUUGAAGAACCAUGUGAUUAAGAUUGAGGUGGAAACCAAUUACACUUUUGUUGGAGCCCAGUUCACUAUUCCGGAGGAAGACAAAUUUUUCGGGGUAUGGGAGUAUCCGUUCAAUGGCCAGCUUGAUAAUUCGAAUGCGUCAUUUGAAGACAUUGGUGUUGGCAAUGAGGAUGGCAUCAAUUGGUCAAAUGCCAGAGCGCCAUUCUUUAUCACCACUGCUGGUUACGGCGUGUAUACGGACACUCUUUCAAUCGGAUCUUACGACUUCAGUUCUCCGAAUAUGGCACGAUUUGUUUUCAACUCCAGCAGUUUAGUCUACUACAUCAUUCUACCAAAGACGGAGGGUGACUUUAAGUCCAUCAUCAAGGAAUACACAGCUCUAAGUGCGAGAAUCGAGAUGCCACCAGAUUCCGCUUAUGGACCGAAUUUCUGGUCAGACGAUUUCGAGCAGGAUUUUCAUGGAAAUGCCACCAAUGCGCAGGAGAACUACUUCGAUGUUAUUGAUCAUCUAGCUGCCAACCAGAUUCGAGCUACCAGCAUGUUUGCGGAUAGACCAUAUGGAACAGGAAACUCUUCUUUCGGCAACUUCGACUUUGAUCCACAGUUCUAUCCCACGCCCAAGAAGUUCAUUUCGGAUCUCUCUGCAGCAGGGUUUGAUUUCCAGGUCUGGGUAGCUAACCGGGGCUUCCUCAACACGGAACUUUACAAUGCAUCCGUUGCAAAUGACUGGCUCUUCCCGGGCAUCUCGCCAAUCCAGUUUCUAGGCCCUGCGCUCAAUCUCUCAAUUCCAGCUGCUUACGAUUAUUUCAAAUUGCAUCUAAAGAACUUUACAGAUCUCGGAGUGAAGGGAUUCAAGAUCGACAGGGGUGAGGAGGGAGAGCUGCCAGACUAUGAACAGAAUCUCCAAAAUACACUCUUCGAACAGUUAUGCCAUGAAGUCAUGGUUGAAGCUUGGGGAUUAGGAAAUUACUACUCUUUUGCUCGAUCGGCGGUUGAUCGUGCACGAUCUUUGACUGGAGUCUGGAACGGAGAUUCGCACUCCAACUUCACUGGCUUGCAAUACACUGUUACAUCAGGUAUCCGAGCAGGACUGUUAGGCUUCAGUAUGUGGGGAAGUGAUACUGGUGGCUAUGUUCGAGACACAAAUUCACCAACAGAAGAGCUGUGGGCAAGGUGGAUGUGGUUCAGUGCUUUCAGUCCCGUGUUUGAGAUCAUGGUUGGCACUGGACACACACCUUGGUACGCUCCUUAUACUUCGAGAUUGGUGUCUAUCUUAAAGACUACGGCAAAUUUGCAUGUCGCAUUGGUGCCGUAUAUCAGAACUUACACCUACAAAGCGACACAGACAGGACUUCCCGUCAUCAGAGCCUUGUGGCUGGAGUAUCCGGACGAGAUGGAGACCGUGAGAGAUAUCAAGGAUCAGUAUAUAUUUGGAGAGGAGUUCUUGGUCGCUCCAAUCGUCAACGGUGGAAACUCAAGGUCUGUAUACUUUCCUGGAGAGAAGAAGUGGCUCAACUACCUCUCUCGAACGUCAACCCCACAAGUCUACCAAGGUGGAAAGACGAUUUCCAACAUCACCGCAACAAUCGAAGACAUGCCCGUAUAUGUCAAAGAAGGAGCCAUCAUCCCAACAGGCGAUCUUCAUCAAAAUAACGCGAAAUGGGAUAAAGAUUGGCAGCCUGUUUUAAACUUCGAGCUAUUCCCUAGCUUCGAUGUUGAUAAUUCAACAUUCAGCUACUUCAGCAAAGAGACAAACAAGACGGUCAUAAUCCAGAUGACCGUGGACAGCGACGAAGGGAGUGGGAACGUGACAAUCACGAGUGGGGACUUUGGGGGUCUGGAAAAAGCUUGGAAUGUGACGAGCAUUGGUCAACUCUGGGUUUAUGUUGCCGGUACUAUACAAAAGCUUGCUAUACCUGUAAGUGGUGGAAUAUCGGGUGUGACUAUGGAGAAGAGUAUUUGGGACUGA
Messenger RNA from Mollisia scopiformis, 2187 nucleotides. RefSeq lists its product as uncharacterized. Bases 1 to 2187 code for a protein of 728 amino acids. The transcript has 2 exons. Gene Ontology annotation, biological process: carbohydrate metabolic process. Lineage: Eukaryota; Fungi; Ascomycota; Leotiomycetes; Helotiales; Mollisiaceae. Gene Ontology annotation, molecular function: hydrolase activity, hydrolyzing O-glycosyl compounds; carbohydrate binding. The record is from RefSeq and is a predicted model, not a curated record.